UCAUAUACGUUCCGAAGUGCAAAGAAAACGUUGAAUCGUUAAAAUACGCAAAAUAUAGAAUUAUUGUAAACACGUGUUUGCAAAUACUUGAAGAUAUUUUUUACGGUCACGUAGUCAAAGAAAAGAUAUAAAAGGAUGGAAUAACGCAUGAUAUGCAGUAUUUGUUGCAGAUUUAGUACCAUUAAAUUUAAUUGUUGAAAACAUGUGACUUUUAUCAUUGACAUUGUGAGUGUUAUAAGUUGAAAAAUGUUACCAAACGUUACAAACAUUUUAAUUAUAGUUAUUAAUAUAAUUCUAUGUGCAUAUGUAACAUAUGGAUUUAAAUCUAGGGAAUCUCGUUCUUUCAAUUUCAACCUAAUGGGCGUUGAGGGGAAUUAUUGUGGGCUACAGGAGUUUAACCCUGAGACUCAGGUAUGCUGCCGUUUCUCGGUUGCGCCAAAGAUUGCAGGAAAACGGACACAGUGUUGCGGUAGCGUAUCGUAUGAUCCGGCUAGAGAUAUUUGUUGUGCUAAUACUAACCCGUCUCCAUUAGUAGCUGCCAAACGUACACAAUGCUGUGGAUUAGAUAGCUUCGACCCGAGAAAGUCAAUUUGUUGCGGUCAUAUCAUUCAACCACGAAUCGCUGGAAAUAAUACCUAUUGUUGUGGCCACAACAGUUACAAUCCGUAUGAAAGAUUAUGCUGUCAAGGAAACCUGCUACAAUCUUCUAUUCAUGCAAAAUGCUACUCUUGUGACAACAAUGGCAGCUAUAUAGCACUAUUUGAUGUAAACAAACAUGCCUGCUGUAAUGGAAAGCUUCAAACAGCGGUGGCAGGAAAUCUUACAUGCUGUUGCAAUGGUACCGCUUUCGAUCCAACCGAGAAAAUAUGCUGUAACGAUCAUGUCCAACAAAGAAAUGGAGGGAAUAUAUCAUUAUGUUGUGGAAGACAUAAUCUUGAUCCACGUACUCAAAUAUGUUGCGACGAUGAUGUUCAGCCAUUAGUAAAUGUGAAUAACACUAUGUGUUGCAAAAAGAAAAGUUACGACCCACACAAGCAGGUCUGUUGUGAUGGUAAGAAACUCAUGACAAAAGGUGAUCUCAAGGACUCGUGUUGUUGUGGGGAAAGGACUUUUAAUCCAGAUAAAGCUGUAUGUUGUAAUGAAACCGUACAACCAAAGUAUAAGGGACGAACACAAUGCUGUGGUACGAACAGUUUUGAUAGUAAGAAAGAUAUGUGCUGUGAUGGCGAGGUACAACAUAGAGGUAGGAGAAAAUCUGUUCCGAGAUGUUGCGGGAAAAGAAGUUAUGACAGUAGAAAACAUCUUUGCUGCCAUGGAACUAUUGUUAAGAAAUCGAGCAAAAGGGAUCUUGGUUGCUGUGGACAUGGAACAUAUAAUCCUAAAACUCAGAUAUGUUGUAAUGGUCGACGUGGAAAACUGUUCAAACGAGGUACACGCUGCUGCGGAAAACAAAGCUAUAAUUCAAAGGAAUCAAUGUGCUGUGGUGGUAAAAUUACAUCUCGAAACAUGAAGUGUUGUAAAAACAGGUCAUUUGAUCCUCAGACACAUAUUUGUUGUGACGGAAUAACAAUCAGUUCAAAAAAUAACACACAGGACAAUAUGUGCUGUGGAAUAUCUACUUUUAACCGAGACACACACAUUUGCUGUGAAGGUGAAGUAACAAAUCGAACUAAUCGUCAUCACUUUAAAUGUUGUGGACGCAAAGGUUAUGAUCCAGAUAACUAUAUAUGUUGCAAUAGUUUGAUCAUAAAUAAAAAUAAUAAAAAUGAUAACUGGUGUUGCGGAAGCUCAAGUAUGAACACAAACAUCGAGACAUGCUGCUAUGGUAACCCACAACCAAUUCACGAAUUUGUUGAUAGUACAGUUUGUUGUAAAGGACAAAGUUUCAACUACCGAACGCAAAUGUGUUGUUUUGAUACUGUCAUUGAGAAAAGAUCUUUAAAAGAUGAUAUUUGUUGUGGGAAUUCUACAAUGAAUUCACAAAGUGACAUAUGUUGUCAGGGUAUACCAAGAAAAGUUUCGAAUGUGGAAACAUCUUUUUGCUGUGAGGAUAAAGCUGCAGCAAUCAAUAAACACCUCUGUUGUAAUGGUAAGAUUGUGUCUAAAAACGACGAUAGUGAAGGGGUAUGUUGUGGUCAAGUUCCAAUAAAUGCUAAUGAAGAAAUAUGUUGUGAUGGUAAUCGACAGAUGUUAAUAGGUACAGAGUUCACACAGUGCUGUGGAAACAACAGCUAUGACUCGCGAAAAUAUCUUUGUUGUGACGGGAAGCGUAUACAGAAGAGGAAUUCAGAUGACUCAUGUUGCUGUGGAUUAUUGUCAAUGAACCCGAACACUGAAAUAUGCUGUAUGAAUACUAUACAAGAUGCGCCAAUGGCAAAUGAUGUAAGAUGCUGUUUAGAUAAAAGUUAUGACCGAACAAAAUACGUUUGCUGUGAGGGAAAGCGGAUUUUACAAAAACGUAGUUUAUCUGACGACUGUUGUUGUGACAAUAAAACAAUGGAUUCUCUGAAAGAAAUGUGCUGCGAUGGUGCGCCGCAACCUAAAAUUAACGAUGACUAUUUUUGUUGCGGCAGAAAAAGUUACGAUUCUAAGAAAUAUGUAUGUUGUAAUGAUAGAGUAUUCUUAAAAGUACAUGAAAACGACGACUGUUGCUGCGGAGAUACAACAAUGAAUUGUAAGACUCAUAUCUGUUGCCUUGGUAAACGAAAUAAGAAAUUUAAAGAACCAACUUCUUGUUGCGGAGAUACUAGCUAUAGCAUUCAAAGUAAUUUAUGCUGCUCGAAUGAAAUAAAAAAGAAAACGACAUUACAAGACGAUUAUUGCUGUGGAAAUACAACGAUGUAUAGUUCAAAUCGUAUUUGUUGCCAAGGUAUCCCACAAGCUAGUUUCAGUGAAGAUUGGAUGUGUUGCGGGAAACAAAGCUAUAACUCCAAAACCCAUAUUUGUUGUAAUAAUCAAAUUACAAAGAAAUCUAAACCAGACGACAAUUGGUGCUGUGGUGGAGAGACAUUUAAUUCAUAUUAUGAAACAUGUUGCAACAUGAAUGUACAACCUAUAUAUGAUAAUCUAAACAAAACUCGAUGUUGCGGAAAGGACAGUUAUAACUUAAACAGUCAUUUGUGUUGUAAUAACAAAUUGAUGCAGAAGACUGGAAAUGCCGAUAAUUGGUGUUGCGGUAAUGACACUUAUGACACGGGUGUUCACAUGUGUUGUGAUGGUCAAUUUAAGCAACCAAAGAUUGGAAAAGAUACGCGGUGCUGUGGAAACACAAGUUACGACAAAACGCAAAAGAUUUGUUGCAAUAUGAAACUAUUCGACCGUAAAAGUGUAAAUGACGAUAGCUGCUGUGAAGAUUCUUCUAUCAAUACCAAAACAGAAAUUUGUUGCAUGGACAUACGUCAGUCAAAAGUAGACGGAGAUUUCACAGACUGCUGUGGAAAUAGAGCAUAUAGUAUCAGGAAAGAGAUGUGCUGUGAGAAUUUGGAAAUAAGAAAAAAGAAAUCUGCUGCUGAUGACGGUUGCUGUGUGAAUACAACUAUGAGCUCAAACGAAGAAAUAUGUUGUGAAAAGGGUCCGCAACCAUUAAUUGGUGGUCAAACAAAAACAGGCUGCUGUCAAAGUCUCUCAUACAAUGUUAGCAGCCACAUAUGCUGUGAUGGUAAUGUAAUUACUAAGCGGAGACACAGUGAUAAUUGGUGUUGCAAUAAUAAAUCGUUUAAUAGCGCUGACGAAAUUUGCUGCAAUGGUAAUCCAGAACCUGCUGUUGGCAAACAUAAAACAAAAUGCUGUAAAACAAACAGUUUUGACCCAAAUAUACAUAUUUGUUGUCAUGGGACAACUCUUAUAAAAAAGAAAAGACAAAGUGAUAACGUGUGCUGUGGAGGUAACACUAUGAACACUAAAUCACAAAUAUGUUGUUCAAACACUCCUAAUGAUAAAAUUGGUGGUGAACAUGCACAGUGUUGUCAUAACAAAAGUUAUGACUCUAGAAAUUCCAUAUGUUGCCAGACUUUAAUAAAUGGGGCAUGGAAUGUUGUGAAUAAGAAACACUCAGAAGAUGACUCAUGUUGCGGCAACACAACUAUUAACACCGAUGUUGAACUGUGCUGCAACGGAAAGCCGGAAAAGGGGGGUGGUAAUGUGCAGUGUUGUCAUGGAAUUGGAUACAAUACAAAAGACUCGAUAUGUUGUGAUGGAGAAAUUGUGUAUAAAACGUCAGACCAGGACGACUGUUGCUGUGGUAAUACCUCAAUGAACAACCAGAAGGAUAUUUGUUGUAUGGGAAACAAACAACAACGUAUUGGAGGCAAUGACACAAUGUGCUGUUUCCAAAAUUCUUACAGCUCUAAAAUGCAGUUAUGCUGCGAUGGAAAGCAACUUGUUCAAAGGGAUCAUCCGGAUGAUAAUCGGUGUUGUGGUGGUCGGUCAAUGAAUUCAAAGAAAAGUAUUUGUUGCUCAAACAUACCCCAAAACGUAGCAAAUAAGGAUACAUAUAAAUGUUGUUAUAAUGAAAGUUACAACAUAGAAACACAAUUGUGCUGUGAUGGACAAAUAAGAAAGAAAUCAGAACAUUCAGACGACUGGUGUUGUGGUGAAGAAACAUUCAAUACAAAACGAGAAAUUUGUUGUGACGGUCAUUACAAGCAACUAAAAAAGACCAAAAAUUCGGAAGACACAAAAUGUUGCAAAAACAAAAGCUAUAACCCAAGUACUCAGUUGUGUUGUGCAGGUAAAAUUGUAAAGAAAAAUACAGAAAUAGAUAGCAUAUGCUGUGGAAAUACUACCAUGUCUAGUAACGAAAUUUGUUGCGACGGGAAUCCACAGAAAAAUGGUGAAACAUUUACCUGUUGCGGGAACGUUAGCUAUAAUACGACAACAUAUAUCUGUUGUGAUGAUAAGGUAAGGCGCAAGAGGGAUGAAAGAGAUAAUGGUUGCUGCGGGCAUGAAUCGACAAUUGAUACUUAUAAGGAGCUGUGUUGUGAAGGUAUUCCAUACGAAGUAAAUAUAGAUACAGGAGACUGUUGUGGCUCUAAGGGUUAUAAUAAAAUGUCAGCAAUUUGCUGUAAUGAUACACAGCUUCUUUUGAAAGAACAUGCAGACGAUAAUGCAUGUUGUGGAAAUAAAACAUUCAAUCCAUUGAAACACAUCUGUUGCAAUGACAUACGACAGACUAAAAUAUCAGGUGAUGAAUCGUUGUGUUGUAAAACGGAAAGUUACUCUUCUGCUACCCAUUUAUGUUGCAAUGGAAAUUUCAUUUUAGAAAAACUUAGCUCAGAAGAUGAUUGGUGUUGUGGUAAUAAGACAUAUAGUAGUAAAAACGAAAUUUGUUGUAACAAUAUUCCAGACAGGAAAUAUGGAACGAGUACGCUCUGUUGCGCAGAAUCAAGCUACAGUUCUGACACACAUUUGUGCUGUAAUGGCAAGGUUGUAAAGAAAAAUGAUUUAAAUGAUAAUGGCUGUUGUGGCAAUACUACAUUUGAGGCUCCGCAUGAAAUAUGCUGCGAUGGAAAUCCACAAACUGGAAACUUACAGAAGUUUGAUUGUUGCGGAAAACAAAGUUACGACAAGGAUCGAUCACUUUGUUGUGAAAACAAUACCAUUGUUACUAAACAACAUAAAAAUGAUGACUGUUGCUGUGGCAAUGCUAGCAUGAACACGACUGAGGACAUAUGUUGUUUAGGUUAUGUUAAUAGAAGAAUAUCUGGUAAUCAUACUCGUUGUUGCAAUAAUAAGUCUUUAGAUCCGGCAAAAGAACUAUGUUGUAAUGGAACAGUUGUAAAGAAAGCUUCCAGUCAUGAUACAACAUGUUGUGGAAAUACAACAUUUAAUUCAAGAGAUCAAAUAUGCUGUGAUGAUACACCGCAACCGAAAAUCGGAGGUGAUUUGACCCAUUGUUGUGGUAUUCAUUCUUUCAACCCUAAAAGUCAUUUAUGUUGUGAUGAGGGUGUCGUCGGAAAGAGAAAUAGAAAUGACACAUGCUGCUGUGGAAAAAAGGCAACAUUCGACCCGAGGACUGAAAUAUGUUGCGGAGAUAUCCAUCCAAGAAAACUUAAAGGAGAUAAUACCAGAUGCUGUGGAUUCCAAAGCUAUAAUGCAGACAAUUAUUUAUGUUGCCAAGAAGACAUUAUAAAGAAGAGAGGUUACAAUGAUGACUCAUGUUGUGGAAAUCACACGUUUGAAGCCAAAAAAGAAAUUUGUUGCAAUCAAUAUGUUAAAAAUAAAGUCGAUGGUAUUUUCACAGACUGCUGUGGUGAACAAAGUUUUAGCAUUGUUGAUAAUAUGUGUUGUGAUGGUUUAGUAGCUAAGAAAAAUCGCUCUGAUGAAGAUAUAUGUUGUGGAACUAAAACAAUGCUUUCCAGCCGUCAACUUUGCUGCAAUGGAAAUGUUCAACCAAAGGAUGGAAACUUUUAUGAAUGCUGCGGAAACAGAAGUCAUGAUACAAGAAAAUCAAUUUGUUGUAAAAAUAAAGUUGUCAAAAAGAAACAAAAUGGCGACCAAGGGUGCUGUGGUGAGACAACAAUUGACUUUAAUUCAGAAAUAUGCUGUAUGGGUUCACCAAAUGUGCUGUUUAAUCAAUAUACACUUUGUUGUCAUAACAAAAGCUAUGACUCCAAAAAAGCUCUAUGCUGUUAUGAUACUGUAAUUAUAAACAAAAAUAAUCAUACUGAUAAUUGGUGUUGUGGAAGCAUAUCAAUCGAUACCAGAAAAGAUAUUUGCUGUCUUGGUACAAAACAGCCUAAACUAGGUAAACAUACCCAAUGCUGCAAUCAUAAAAGCUAUAACCCCGAAAACUCUCUUUGUGUUAAUCAUUCUCUUUCUUAUAAACGCAGUGAAGGAAGUGAUAUAAUAUGCGGAAAAACAACUAUUGAUUUAAGUAAAGAAAUUUGCUGUAAUGGAAUACCAAAUAUACGUUUAGAGGGAGAAAACACUGCUUGCUGUGGAAAUAAAAGUUACGGGGCUAGAGGCCAGCUUUGUUGUUCUGAUAAGACGAUUAGAAUUAAGUCAAAUUCAGAAGACAGCCAAUGUUGUAAUACAUAUAGCACAUUUGAUCCUCGUAGAGAACUAUGCUGUGAUGGAACAGUUAUCAACAAAGCCUCUCCCCAUGAUACAUUAUGUUGUGGUAAUACAACAAUUAAUUCAAGGAAUCAAAUAUGUUGUAAUUACACACCUCAGUCUAAAAGCGGACAGUCUUCCCAAUGUUGUUUUAUUCAUUCUUUCGACCCUGAAGUACACAUAUGUUGUGAUGAAGAUUUAAUUUUAAAGAAGAACAGAGCUGACACUAGAUGUUGUGGAAAAGCAAACACAUUUGACCCUAGGACUGAAAUAUGUUGCGGUGGAUACCAUCCAAGUAAACUUAAAGGAAAUAAUACGAAAUGCUGUGGAUUCCAAAGCUACAAUGCAGACGAUUAUCUGUGUUGUCAAAAAGAAAUUGUAAUGAAGAGAGGUUAUAAUGAUGACUCAUGUUGCGGAAAUUCUACAUUCGAAUAUUCAAAAGAAGUUUGUUGCGAUCAAUAUGUUCAAACUAAAGUCAGUGGUAUUUUGACAGACUGCUGUGGUAAAAGGAGUUACAACAUUAUUGAUGAAAUGUGUUGUCAUGGUUUAGUGGCGAAGAAAAACCGCCCUGGUGAAGAUAUAUGUUGCGGAACUAAAACUAUGCAUUCCAGGAGUCAACUUUGCUGCGAUGGAAAUGCUCAACCAAAGGAUGGAAACUUUCAUGAAUGCUGCGGAAACAGAAGUCAUGAUACAAGAAAAUCCAUUUGUUGUAAUAAUAAAGUUGUCAAAAUGAAACAAGACGGAGACAAUGGAUGCUGUGGUGAGACCACAAUCGACGUUAAUUCAGAAAUAUGCUGUAUGGGUUCACCAAAUCCGCUGUUUAACCGAGAUGCACUUUGUUGUCUUAACAAAAGCUAUGACUUAACACAAUCUAUAUGCUGUAACGAUACUGUAAUCAUAAACAAAAAUAAUCAUACAGAUAAUUGGUGUUGUGGAAGCACAUCAAUCGAUACCCGAAAAGAUAUAUGCUGUCUUGGUACAAAACAGCCUAAAUUAGGUAAACAUACGCAAUGCUGCCAUCAAAAAAGCUAUAACCCGGAACACUCUCUCUGUUUUAAUUAUGCGCUUUCUUAUAAACGCAGUGAAGAAAGUGACAUGAUCUGCGGAAAAACAACCAUUGAUUUAAGUAAAGAAAUUUGCUGUAAUGGAAUACCAAAUACACGUGUAGAGGAAGAAAUCACUGCUUGUUGCGGAAAUAAAAGUUACGGGGCUAGAAGUCAGCUCUGUUGUUCUGAUCAGACGAUUAAAAUUAAAUCAAAUUCAGGGGACAGCCAAUGUUGUGGAAGAAACAGCACAUUAGAUCCUCGCAGACAACUAUGCUGUGAUGGAACAGUUAUCAACAAAGCCUCUCCCGAUGAUACAUUAUGUUGUGGUAAUACAACAAUUAAUUCAAGGAAUCAGAUAUGUUGUAAUUAUACACCUCAGUCUAAACGCGGACAUGAGUCUACCACCGAAUGCUGUGGUAUUCAUUCGUUUGACAUGAGAGUAAAGUUAUGUUGUGAUGAAGGUGUAAUUGUAAAGAGAAACAGAAAUGACACUAGCUGUUGUGGAAAUUCAAAAACAUUUGAUCCUAGGACUGAAAUAUGUUGCGGUGGAUACCAUCCAAGUAAACUUAAAGGAAAUAAUACGAAAUGCUGUGGAUUCCAAAGCUACAAUGCAGACAAUUAUUUAUGUUGUAAAGAAGAAGUUGUAAAGAAAAGAAGUUACAACGAUGACUCAUGUUGUGGUAAUUCAACAUUCGAAGAUUCAAAAGAAAUUUGCUGCAAUCAAAAUGUAACAUAUAAAUUGGAUGCCAUUUUCACACAUUGCUGUGGUAAAAGGAGUUACAGCAUUAUUAAUGAAAUGUGUUGUGAUGGUUUAGUAGCAAAGAAAAAUCAAUCUGAUGAAGAUACAUGUUGUGGAACUAAAACAAUGCAUUCAAGCAGUCAACUUUGCUGCGAUGGAAAUGUUCAACCAAAGAAUGAAAGCUCUUACGAAUGCUGCGGAGCCAGAAGUCAUGAUACAAGAAAAUCCAUGUGUUGUAAUAAUAAAGUUGUCACAAUGAAACAAGAUGGUGACAAUGGGUGCUGUGGUGAGACCACAAUCAACUUUUAUUCAGAAAUAUGCUGCAUGGGUUCACCAAAUGUGCUGUUUAGCCAUGAAACACUUUGUUGUCGUAAUAGAAGCUAUGACUCAACACUAUCUUUGUGCUGUAAUGAUACUGUAGUGAUAAACAAAAGUAACCGUACAGAUAAUUGGUGUUGUGGAAGCACAUCAAUCGAUACCCGAAAAGAUAUGUGCUGCUUUGGUACAAAACAGCCUAAAUUAGGUAAACAUACUCAAUGCUGCCAUCAAAAAAGCUUUAACCCAGAAGACACCUUUUGUUAUAAGAAUGUACUGUCUUAUAAACGCAGUGAAGAAAGUGACAUAAUUUGCGGAAAAUCAACCAUUGAUUUAAGUAAAGAAAUAUGCUGUAAUGGAAUACCAAAUAAGCGUGUAGUGGGAGAAAAUACUGCGUGCUGUGGAAAUAGAAGUUACGAAACUAGAAGCAAGCUUUGUUGUUCUGAUCAGACGAUUAAAAUUAAGUCAAAUUCAGGAGACAAACAAUGCUGUGGUACAAAAAGCACAUUUGAUUCUCGCAGACAACUAUGUUGCGAUGGCAAAGUUAUCAACAAAUCCUCUCGCCAUGAUACAUUAUGUUGUGGAAAUACAACAAUUAACGCAAGAAAUCAAAUAUGUUGUAAUCAUACGCCUCAGCCUAAAGACGAACAUGAGUCUUCCCAGUGCUGUGGUAUUCUUUCGUUUGACCCUGAAUUAUACUUAUGUUGUAAUAUAGGUGUAAUUAAAAAGAGAAACAGAAAUGACACUAGUUGUUGUGGAAAUUCAAAAACAUUUGACCCUAGGACUGAAUUAUGUUGCGGUGGAUACCAUCCAAGUAAACUUAAAGGGGAAAAUACAAAAUGCUGUGGAUUUCAAAGCUACAAUGCAGACGAUUAUUUAUGUUGUAAAGAAGAACUUGUAAAGAAAAGAAGUAUUAACGAUAACUCAUGUUGCGGUAAUUCAACAUUCGAAGAUUCAAAAGAAAUUUGUUGCAAUCAACAUGUAACAAACAAAUUGGAUUCUAUUUUUACACAUUGCUGUGGUAAAAGGAGUUACAGCAUUAUUAAUGAAAUGUGUUGUGAUGGUUUAGUAGCAAAGAAAAAUCACUCUGAUGAAGAUACAUGUUGUGGAGCUAAAACAAUGCAUUCAAGCAGUCAACUUUGCUGCGAUGGAAAUGUUCAACCAAAGAAUGAAAGCUCUUACGAAUGCUGCGGAACAAGAAGUCAUGAUACCAGAAAAAACAUUUGUUGUCAUAAUAAAGUUGUCACAAUGAAGCAAGACGGUGACACCGGAUGUUGUGGUGAGACCACAUUUAACUUUAAUUCAGAAAUAUGCUGUAUGGAUUCACCAAAUCCGCUGUUUAACCAUCAUACACUUUGUUGUCAUAACAAAAGCUAUGACUCAACACAAUCUUUAUGCUGUUAUGAUACUGUUGUCACAAAGAAAGGUGACCUUACAGAUAACUGGUGUUGUGGCAUCACAACAAUCGACACUCGAAAACAUAUAUGUUGCCUUGGUACAAAACAACCUAAAAAAGGUAAUUAUACUCAAUGCUGCCAUCAUAAGAGCUACGAUCCGACCACACAACUUUGUUCUUAUAAUACUGUUUAUGAUAAACGCACUGAAAAUAGCGACAUUAGAUGUGGGGAAACUACUUUUGAUUUAAGCAGAGAAAUAUGUUGUUUUGAAAAACCACAUAAACGUGUAGAUGGAGAAUAUACUGCUUGUUGCGGAAAUAAAAGUUACGGAACUAGAAACCAGCUUUGCUGUCCAGAUAACACGAUAAGGAUUAAGUCAAAGCCUGAAGACAAACAAUGUUGUGGUACUAGUAACACAACAGAUCCUCGCAACGAGUUAUGUUGUGAUGGCAACGUUUAUAAAUUUACUGGAAUUUCAAAUGUAGCAUGUUGCAAAGAAAGUGGCUAUAAUUUAGAAACACAUAUUUGUUGUUCUAAUUCAGUUAUAGAAAAACGUAGCGUUAGCAAUAAUUGGUGUUGCGGAAUGACACCAUACACUACACAAACGCAUACAUGCUGCAAUGGAAGAGUAGAUAUAAAACAUAGUGGUGAUAAGACAAAAUGUUGCAAUGAUUAUAGCUAUGACUCACAAAUACAGUUAUGUUGUGAUAAUGCUGUUACAGAUAAGAAAGAUAUUUUUGAUAAUGAGUGUUGCGGAAACAACACUUACAACACGGAAACAGAAGUAUGCUGUCUAGGGAAAAGCCCACAACCAAAACGGGGCGGUAGACUUACAGAGUGUUGUUUAUCUGAAAGUUAUAAUUCUAAAACCCAUUUAUGUUGCGAUCAGACUGUAGUUAAGAAAUCUGACAAUGAUGAUGAUUGCUGUUGUGCUAGUGAACCGAUGAACUCUUUGACUGACAUAUGCUGCCUUGGAAAAAAGCAAAAUAGAAUUGGUAAUGAAUAUACUUCAUGCUGCAACGACCAGAGUUAUGACUUACGAUUUCAAAUGUGCUGUGAAGGUCGUGUAAGAAGAAAAAGACAUAAGAAUGAUGAUUCAUGCUGUGGUAGAUCAUCAACAAUUAAUUCUAGAACUGAACUUUGUUGCAAUGGCGUUCAUAACAGACGUUAUAGUGAUGGGUAUACUGACUGUUGCGGAAAAGCUUCAUUUGACACUAGGUCACAAAUGUGUUGUGAUCAAAGAGUUAUUCGUAAGAGAAGCACUGGUGAUAACUGCUGCUGUGGUAGAACUUCAAUCAAUUUAAGAAACGAAAUAUGUUGUAAUGGAAUACCAAGCCAGGCUGAAGGAGGACAAUUUGCAAGAUGCUGUUUUGAUUUAAGUUUUGACACAACAAAACAAAUGUGCUGUGGUCCAAAAGAUAUCCGUCUCAAAAAUAAUUCAAAUGAUAACUUGUGCUGUGGUAAUUCGACAUUUAACUCAAAAUCUGAAAUUUGUUGCAACGAUGUUCCAAACAAAAUAAUGGCUAAACAUGCGACUAAAUGUUGUGGAAGUGAAAGUUAUAAUUCUAACACACAUUUUUGUUGUGAUAUGAAAAUUGUCAAAAAGCGCCAUAUUCAAGACAAUAUAUGUUGUGGUAUGACACCAAUCAGAAUUGAAAAUGAGGUAUGCUGUGAUGGUAAUCCACAAAUAAAAUAUGAUGGCCCUACAACAUGCUGCAGAGAUACCAGUUUCAAUAUGCAUACACAUAUAUGCUGCUCUGGUGUAAUAGUAGAAAAGAAAAACAGAAUUGACGAUAGCUGUUGUGGAAUGAGUACAUUUCAUGGUGAGACUGAAAUUUGUUGCAUGGGUGUACCUCAACAUAGAAUGUCGAAAGAUAGGACGCGUUGUUGUAAGGAAGUAAGUUAUGAUUCUGAAAAUUUUAUAUGUUGUGACAAUAAUGUGGUUAAAAAAAGACAUCGGAAUGAUAACUUGUGCUGUAAUUCAACUCCAUACAAUACAAAAACGGAAUAUUGCUGUAAUGCUGUUGUUCAGCCAAAUUAUGGAGAAAAUACCCGCUGCUGUGAAAAUGAAUCAUACGAUCCACAUAAACAUAUAUGCUGUGACAGUCGCCUAUACAAGAAAUCAAAGACGUCUGACGACUGGUGCUGUGGUGUAAAACCAUAUGAUACGAAAACAGAAAUAUGUUGUGCAGACUCCUUUCCGAACAAAGCAGUUGCUGGACUUGUCACAAAAUGUUGUGGUAUUGACAGCUACAACCCACACAUAGAAAUGUGUUGUGAUGAUGAAGUAGUUCAAAAAGAGUCUCCUAUGGAUAAUGUGUGUUGCCGAAAACGUCCCAUGAAUAUCGUAACUGAUAUUUGUUGUAACGGAAUAAAACAUUAUCGGACAAGUUCACUUAUAGAUUGUUGUGGCAAACAUGCGAUCGAUACAAAACAAGAGGUAUGUUGCGGUGACGCUAGAGGUGUUUUGCGAAAGAAUAAAUUGAAUGAUGAUUAUUGUUGUGGAAAUGAAACAUACAAUCUGAAAAAUGAAUUAUGCUGUGACGAGCGUGUCCAGAUUAGCUAUGGUGAUACCACCAACUGUUGUGGUAAAAUGAGUUAUAACACUUCUACACAAUUAUGCUGCCGCGACAAGGUUGUAAUAAAAGAAAGCGCAAGUGAUAACUGUUGUUGCGGCAUAAAAUCAAUGCAGGCCCAUGUCCAUCUAUGUUGCGAAAAUGAACCAGGCAUCGGAGACAAGUGUUGCGGAAAGGAGGCUUAUAAUUCCUCGUAUAAAGUAUGUUGUGACACUGGUGACUUACGACUUAAAUCCGAUCCCGAUGACAACCAUUGUUGUGGACUUUAUGCUACUUUUAAUUCUAAGACACAGAUAUGUUGCUUAGGAAACCCAUUUGCUAUGACCACUGACUACUUUAUGUGUUGUGGAGCUGUGGGAUAUGACAGUCAAAAAUACAUUUGUUGCAACAAUAAUGUUAUCAAGAAAAAUUCGAUAUCCGACGAUUCCUGUUGUGGUGAUGUUCCUAUAACAUCUGUCGACCAAGUAUGUUGCUUAGGAAAACCACAACCAGGAGGGGAGAUGCAUACUUGUUGUAGGGACACCAGUUACAGUAAGGAAACCGAAUUAUGUUGUGAUGGAAAAGUGGUGACCAAACAUAAAUCAACCGACGAGUACUGUUGUGGCACCACGACAUUUAAUUCAAGGAACGAAAUAUGCUGCGACUCAUUAGUUAAGAAUCGUUCAACUACCGCUGACAGAUGCUGUGGUCAUAUAGGUUACAAUCCCGAAUCUCACUUGUGCUGUGCUAACAAUAUAAUACCAAAAGGAAAGGUAGACGAUAAUUUGUGUUGUGGUGCAAAAACUAUAAAUGCAGAAAAAGAAAUUUGUUGCAGUAGUAUGUACCCACAGCCCCUUACUUCUGGUGCUAUAACAAAAUGUUGUUAUAAUAAAAGCUAUAACCCUGAUAUUGAACUUUGUUGUACUGAUGUCGGGGUGGUCUCUAAAACUAACACUGAAGACAAUUGGUGUUGUGGUUCUUCGCCAUUUAAUACAAAGACACACAUAUGCUGCCAAGGUAAAUUUGUCAGAGAAGGUGGAUUAAACGGCGAAUGUUGUGGAACAAAAAGCUAUAAUCCAAACUUAAAGGUCUGCUGUAAUUCAGAAUUAUAUGAAAAACGAGGCGUUGAGCACAAUCAAUGUUGUGGAAACUCUGCUUUUGAUGCAAAAUUAGAAAUAUGUUGUGGAGGAUUACCACAACCUCUUAUUGGUGGAGUAAAUGGGACAGGUUGCUGUUACGACAAAGGUUUUAACACUAAAAGUCAACUUUGUUGUGGACACAAUAUAUUUCAAAAACAUUCGGAAAUUGAUGAUGCUUGCUGUGGAAACAUGACCUUUAACAUCAACAACGAAAUAUGCUGUUAUGGAAAUCCGUACAAAAGAAACAAAAACUCAUCUUUGAAAUGCUGUUCUACGAAAGUUUAUGAUGAAAAACGGGAAAUCUGUUGUGAUGAUUCAGUAGUAUUAAAAAAAGACAUGUCCGAUAAUAGUUGUUGUGGUAACAAACCGAUCAAUACCCUUAAAGAAGUAUGUUGUAACAACGUUCCACAAUUGCAGAAAGGGGAGUCAACACUUUGUUGUGAUAGGUACAGCUAUAAUUCAAAUGAUCAUGUAUGUUGUGAUGGUACCUUUUUAGUGCAAAAAUCAGAUAAAGAACACAAUCAUUGUUGUGGUACGGUAAAUACCUUUAACACUGACACUGAAAUAUGUUGUGGUGAUCGAGUACAACAACGACAAAAUAGAAGUCAUACUGCAUGUUGCAAAAGUCAAAGUUACGACACUAAGAAUGAAAUUUGUUGUCAAGGUAAUGUCAGAAAAAAGAGAACAAUUGACGAUAAUUUUUGUUGUGGCUUUACAACGUAUAACACUCGUGAUGAGAUCUGUUGCGCUGGUAAGCCGCUUAAUGUAAUCGACAAUGUCGAAUUUGGCAUUUGCUGUGGGAAUAAUAGUAUGAGCGUAAAUUCCCAUUUAUGUUGCAACAAUAAAGUAAUAGAUAAAGUAAAUUUGCGCGACAACUGUUGUUGUGGUAAUACAACAUUAAAUGAUGCUACACAGUUAUGCUGUGAUGGCAAACCAAACAUGAAAGUAGCAGGAGAUGAUACCCUUUGCUGUUUGUCCAAGAGCUAUGAUUCUAAGAAGCAUGUAUGCUGUGAUAAUAAACUGAGCAAAAGGGUAAAAAAGGACGAUAAUUGGUGCUGUGGCGAAAUUUCCUUCAAUACAAAUACAGAAAUAUGCUGCAAUGAUAAUCCUCAACCUAAAAUAGAAGGACGAUCAGUGUGUUGUGGUGCAAUAAGUUAUAAUUCAGGAACUCAUAUAUGCUGUGACGGCCAUGAGUUAUAUCCUAAAAAUGAUAAAGACGAUAAUGCUUGCUGCAACAAAGAGCCAUAUGACACACAAACGCAGAUAUGCUGCCGAGGCAUUGUACAAGAUAAACUUAGUAACACAACAGCGUGUUGUGAACAUACAAGUUAUGAUAUAAAUUUAGAUCUGUGUUGCAAUGAAACUGUAGUUAAAAAAUCGAGACUGACCGAUCAUCAAUGCUGUAACAUGAUGUCAUUUAAUAUUGACACACAUCUUUGUUGUCUGGACAAAGUGAUAGAAAAACACAGUGCUAAUGCUGAAUGCUGCGGCGACAUCGCCUUUAACCCUCUUUCUCAAUUAUGUUGUGAAAAGGGGCACGUUGUUAGAAAAAUUCGUGAAACUGAUUUUAGUUGUUGUGGAAACGAAAGUUUUAAUCCUGAAACUGAACUAUGCUGUGAGGAGAAAUCAAACCAAAUUUUGAGCGGAAAACCUGAAAACACGCGUUGCUGCGGAAAGAUAAGUUAUAAUGUAAAUAGAAAGAUAUGUUGUCAAGGUAUAUUAUAUGAUAUAGUUGGAGGUAUUUCAAGUUCUGAUUGUUGUGGUGGUAAACCCAUAAAUUUAAAGACUGAAUUGUGCUGUGAGGAAACUGUUAGGAAAAAGACAAUGACAAAUGAUUUGCUUUGUUGUGGAAAUGACACAUUUAAUCCCUAUUCGCAUGUAUGCUGUAAUAACAAAGAUACAGAAAUUGUACAACCAAUGAAAGGAAUCAAAACAACACGUUGCUGUGAUGGUGUUAGCUUUAACGACAACAAUGAAAUGUGUUGCGAUGGUGUUGUACAAGAUAAACUUGCCGGUUCGAAUACGCGUUGUUGUAAUCAAAAAAGCUAUGAUCCAGACCGAUGUUUGUGCUGUGAAGGACGCAUUAUUGAAAAAACGACCAAAUAUGAUGAUUGCUGUUGCUGCAACAAAACUAUGGAUAGUUCACGACAAAUUUGCUGUGACUGUAAUGUUGUUAUAAGCAUAAACAAACAUAACACUGCGUGCUGUCAAAGAGAUUGUUAUGAUCCUGGGCUACAUUUAUGUUGCGACGGUGCCAUUGUAUCAAAGAAAUUUGGUGGUGACUCUUACUGUUGUGGAAAAGAAGUUUUUUCACCUAGUUUUGGUAUCUGUUGCGGAAAUCAUGUUCUUUGGAAGUGGAAAUCGUUUGUAAAUAAGCCCUGUAAAUAACAAUGCGUUUAGUGCAAAUGACUGCGUAAAUUAGAAUGCUAUGAAAAAAGGGACAAACAAUGCAAUACGUUUGUUGAAGUCAAUGAAUAUUUGGUAUUAUUAAUGCUUAAUCUUUUUUUUUUUUCAAAUGCAACACCUGGUAAGUAUGAAGUGGUUUCUAAACUUAAAAAUGUCCGAUGUGUUGAUUAAGGUUUUAUUAAUUAUUUAUACAUGAUAUUCUUAUUUAGCAAACAAAAAGACGGUUUACAUUCAGGUUUGGUGUUUUGGGGAGUAAUUGAGAUAAAUAAGAAUUAAAAUGUAAAAGGAGACAUAAUCUGUCAUUUCUUAAUUAAUACAAGAGAAAAUUUGGAAAUUGCCGAAAAAUUACCUAUUUAAUAGCGAAUGUAUCCUUUAAUACUCAUGUAUUAUUCUGUAACACUAUCUGGUAAAGCUCUAAAGGUAUAAUAAAAUUACAUUUCCGUUUGUUACAUUGAUACUAAAAUAAGAACAAAUUUUAGAAAAAAAACCAUGAAGAAGCAAGAAAAUAUAAUGUGCAAUAACUGAUAAAAUAUAGGGUUAAGAAACCUUUUUCUUUUGCUCUAUACUCCACCUUUCAAGACAUUACCCUAAAUAAUUUCAGUCAUGAGCAUGAAAAUUGCCAAAGGACAAUAACUCAAAAAUCAAGAAAUCUAUCCUAAGAUGAUAUAUCCAAAACGUUGUUAGUGACAAUGGCAAAGGUGAUAUGUAGAAGAUGGAUUCGUCUUUAUUCUUAAAAACUUAUGGACCCUUUACAUUGUUUUAUAUUGCAUUAAUAUCCAGAACAUGAAUCAGAAAAUUAUACUUGUAUUUAUUUUAGGCAUUCUAUUUGCAAAACUUCAAGUUCAUUCUAUAUCAAUAAAACGGUCAACACUUUUAAUUCCACUACACUUUGUAAGGGUGUACAUGUAUAAUCUUGGUUUGCUUGUUCAUAGCCUUAUUGAUUUUGUGUUUUGAAAUGUUGUUGUUGUUUUUAUUUUUAUUAUUAUUAUUUUUGUUGAUUAUGUGUCAUUUAUUGAUAAUUAUCCAAAAGAACAUUGUUUCAUUUUUGUUCACCUCCCUCUACUUUUGUAAAAAUUAUCCUUGAAAAAUAAUAUGCACGUACUGGUCGGAGAAAUUACUCUUUCACAUAUAUAACCUCAACAGUUGGUAAUUUUAAUUGUUUUAAAAAAAAUUCCAAUAAAAAUCUACUUGGUCAAAAAGAAA
This is a messenger RNA of Ruditapes philippinarum (Manila clam), 17853 nucleotides long. RefSeq lists its product as uncharacterized. Lineage: Eukaryota; Metazoa; Mollusca; Bivalvia; Venerida; Veneridae. Bases 247 to 16632 code for a protein of 5461 amino acids. The record is from RefSeq and is a predicted model, not a curated record. The transcript has 4 exons.